AGAGGAAGAAGAAAAACAAGGUGAUAAACAUGAGAAAGGAGAAAAAGACGAUGAAAACGAAAAAGAAAUUGAUAAUAACUUAAAUUGUAAUGAAACUGAGACAAUAUCAAUUUCUACUAAGAAAAAUGCAUUUUUCUUAAAAGAAUGUAAAAAUAUAGGCAUACAAGUUCAAAGUGAUUUAAUGAUCCUAAAAUUCUCCUCUUUAAUUACAUCAAAAGAAGAAUUAAGUACACUAACUGGUAUUCCUACUUUUGAAGUAUUAAAUUUACUUGAAGAAUUAGUCGUAACCGUACGACCAAAACACAAAACAUCUUCAAGAUUUGACUUGCGAGAAAUGAUUUUGAUGACUUGUAUGAAGCUAAAGCAGAAUUUAUCUUACACUGUAUUAGCAAUUUUAUUUAAAUGCUCUAAAGAUACCUGUAAAGAUAUUAUUUUUGAUAUGAUAAAUAAUUUAAAUCUGUGUUUGAAACCUGUUAUCUAUUGGCCAACAAAGUAUAAUAUUUUAAAAAAUAUGCCGGGAUGUUUUAGAGGCUUCGAAAAUGUUCGCGUCGUUAUUGACUUUACUGAGAUUCGCAUCCAGAGACCUUCAAAAUUAUGUUGCCAAUUACAAACUUACUCAUAUUAUGAAAGUACGUACACUGUAAAGUUUAUGACUGGCAUGACACCAGCUGGAUUAAUUUCUUUUGUAAGCAAACCUUACGGUGGACGCGUUUCUAAUAAUAUGAUUUUCGAGCAAAGUAACUUGUUAAAAAAAAUGGAUAAAAAAGAUGCAUUAUUGGCAGACAAGGGAUUCACUGUUGAUAAUCUUUGUAAACAACAUGACGUGACUUUUGUAUCACCAUUAUUUAUUGGAGAUAAAACUCAGUUCUCUAAGACUGAAACAUUAUUAAAUCACAAUAUUGCUAGAGCUCGCGUUCCUAUUGAACGCAGUAAUCAGCGAUUGAAGUGUUUUAAUAUCUUAAGCAACACAAUGCCAAUGUGUCUUCUCAGUAAAGUUGAAGAAAUUUUUAAUGUUACCUGCGGUCUAGUAAAUUUGAGUGCACCAAUACUAGAAAAUGAUAAGUUUUUUUCUUAAACUACGAGGAAUUCAUUUAUAAUAAGUACUUUAUUUUAUAUUAUUUAUUACAUCUCAGAACGUCAACAAACUUUAAUUUAUGAACUUUUUAACUUUUAUAAAUUACAUAAUAGAUAAAACAUUUAAGAAAAGUAAAAAUUUGUCAAUCUUGUUUUUGUU
Messenger RNA from Polistes dominula (European paper wasp), 1234 nucleotides. RefSeq lists its product as uncharacterized. Lineage: Eukaryota; Metazoa; Arthropoda; Insecta; Hymenoptera; Vespidae. The record is from RefSeq and is a predicted model, not a curated record.